AAUAAUAACCAGUGUUGUAUAUUCUCAAUCUGUUCUGUUCUUCGCCAUCAUCCAAACUGCUUUCAUCUUCUCCCUCCUCAAUUCCUCCUUCUUUACUCAUCACAAUCUGAACCUCAACUACCCUGAGCCUAAUGUUUGUUUGAGUUCGUGAUUUUCCAACUUCACUUUAAUCUCCAUUCCUGUGGAGUGGAUGAGUGAGCGAGAAAGAGAAAGAGAAAGAGAUUCAUCUUCUUAAUGUGAAUCAGCUCUGUGGAUUCCAAAAGUUUCAGUUUCUGCAACUGGACAGAAAUUGUGUGUUUGUAUAUAUAUAUAUAUAUAUAUAUAUGCACGUAUAUAUAGAGAGAGACUAUAGAGAGAAGACAGAGUGGUAGGUGUGGCGGUUUUAACCGUCUAUUGCUUUCGUUUUGCCGAGGAGUUAAGAGACCGAAAUGGUCGAUCUGAAUGUUGAUGCGGCUUUUCUCGGCGGCGGCGGAGGUUUAGCUUCCUGCGACGGAGGAGACGAGGAGGUGGAGAUGAUCCAAUUGACGGAGACGGCGGCCGAUUCUGUUACUUCCACCACCACCUCCGCCACCAACAAUGCCGCGGCGGCGGCCGAUGAGGUCGACUGCAACAGCUCCACGGGGAAGAGCGCGGUGCGGACAAUCAAUUUCUCAAUCCUCGAUAAGGACGCCGUCGAUGAGAUUGAAGACGAUGCGAAUGACGCUUUUGCUCAAAGCAGAAACGAGCUGCAGCUUUUUCCGAUGUCGUCUCCGUCGCCGUCGCCGUCCCCGGCGACUGUUACAGCUACCUACUGGCUGGACAUUUCUAUGCCGGCGAACUCUGGCAGCGUUGUGGCAGAAUUGGGGGUUCCCAUGGCAGCGCAGUUCUCCGCCAAUAAUCUGGUCCCGGCGCCGCCGCCGCCUCAAGCCAAAAAGAGCCGCCGUGGACCUCGCUCCCGGAGCUCGCAGUAUCGAGGCGUCACUUUCUACCGGCGAACUGGAAGAUGGGAGUCACACAUCUGGGAUUGUGGCAAGCAAGUCUAUCUAGGAGGCUUCGACACAGCACACGAUGCGGCACGAGCUUAUGAUCGUGCUGCGAUUAAGUUUCGUGGAGUCGAAGCUGACAUCAAUUUCACUGUCCAUGAGUAUGAACAGGACAUGAAACAGAUGAUGAACUUGUCGAAAGAAGAGUUUGUUCGAAUACUUCGGCGCCAAAGCAACGGGUCUGCAAGAGGUAGCUCGAAGUACAGAGGUGCAGCCCUGCAAAAAUGCAAUCGAUUCGACACUCGAAUGGGUCAAUUCCUGGGGAAGAAGGCAUAUGAUAAAGCUGCCGUCGAAUGUACCCGGAAGAAACCUGUCACCAAUUUUGAGCCCAGUAACUAUGCUAAGAUGGACAUGGUGUCCAUGGAUGGAGGUGAUGAUCAAUGUAACCUUGAUCUCAACCUUGGGAUUUCCUUAUCUUCUGGAAGUGGUCACAAUGGAAAUGACGACAUGAUUAUGCGCUUUCUUCACGAAUCGAGCGAAUUUCCCGGCAAGGCGCGAUUACAGGAAAGAGCUCCAGGAAUUAACGCUGAAGCUGUUGCUGUGACUACACUCGCAAACUGGCAAUGGAAAAUGCCACUCGCGUCGUCUUCUUCUUCCGCAGCAUCAUCAGGAUUCUCUUCCCCAACCGCGAAAUAUACAUAGCACACGGUUACAUUUCAGCAUUGUAGCCGCGGCCAUAUAAAUAAUAUAAAAUAUUAGAGUACCGGCCGAGCUCACAUUAAAACGUGAUUACCAUGGACCAUUUAAGACCUUGAGACACCUCAGUCCCUUUCGCCGGUGCUCGAGGAGAAAGAAAAGUCGUUCAAAAUUUUGAGUUCCUGUUGGGAAAAGAAGAUCGGAGAAUUGAGAAGGUCAACGUUGUUCGGAGCCGGCACUAUUAGGGACCGCAUCGAGCUGCCCGGAGAAGCAGUCUGAUGAGCCGCCGCCUCAGGAACGGUUGCCGCUGUUCUUGUCGAACAAAGUGAUUAUUAUUUGAUAAAGUAAAUAUAAUAAAAUCGUAGGUGAAUGAAGGUGUUAAUGAGCCGAACUGAGUUGAGGUUUGAUGUAUGUUUGAGCUUGGCCAUUAGGGACUCGAGGUUGUUUCGUAUUCAUUAGUUGAAAGUUACGAGCUGAAUUUUUAUUUUUAUUUAUUUAUUUAUUUAUGUUUUAACCUUUGACUAGUUAAACAAUUAAUUUGUUUGUGUU
Molecule: messenger RNA, 2207 nt
Organism: Andrographis paniculata
Lineage: Eukaryota; Viridiplantae; Streptophyta; Magnoliopsida; Lamiales; Acanthaceae
Product: ethylene-responsive transcription factor RAP2-7-like
Exons: 9
Coding region: 429-1664 (411 amino acids)
Biological process (GO): regulation of DNA-templated transcription
Molecular function (GO): DNA binding; DNA-binding transcription factor activity
Source: RefSeq, a predicted model, not a curated record